Molecule: messenger RNA, 1989 nt
Organism: Pecten maximus
Lineage: Eukaryota; Metazoa; Mollusca; Bivalvia; Pectinida; Pectinidae
Product: dehydrogenase/reductase SDR family member 7-like
Exons: 9
Coding region: 101-1171 (356 amino acids)
Source: RefSeq, a predicted model, not a curated record
UUCCCCCAGGCUAUUUUUAACAGCUAUCGUAUAUAACGACGAGUUGCUAUGUGAGUUUCAACACAAUUACGACUGUCUACAGUGAUAACAACCCGUGAUUAUGAAUUCCAACAUCACUAAGCUAGCUGUAACUACACCCUCUCCUGUCUGUUACACUGGACAACCAGUCAUGGACUGGCUCUACCUCGUCAAUGGACUUCUUGCAAUGUUCGCCGUGAUUUGCCUCUUCAUGAUUUUGUCAGGAGACAGCGAUAUUUUACUUCAACUGAUGGAAAGAUUUGGUAAAACCCCAGAAUGUUUGACUGAUAAAGUUGUGUGGAUCACCGGGGCAUCCAGCGGGAUCGGGGAAGCGCUUGCUUACGAAAUGGCGCGUGCUCGAUGUCGUCUGGUAUUAUCGGCCAGACGGGAAAAGGAACUUGAACGUGUCAAGUCGGAGUGCAUCCGUAUUGGCGAUCUCAGUCAAGAUGAUGUGUUGGUUUUAAAACUUGACAUAAAGGCGUACUCGGAUCACGAAUCAGCUGUUCAACAAGUAUUAAAAACAUUUCAUAAGAUUGACAUAUUGGUUAAUAACGCGGGCCGUACCAACAAGGGUGAAUGGACCACUACCUCUCUUGCUGUCGACCAGGAGCUACUGGCGGUCAAUGUCCUUGGACCAGUUUCUCUAACACGAGCCGUACUACCCCAUAUGAUGUCAAGGAAUAGGGGACACAUUGUAGUGACUAGCAGUGUGGCUGGCAAACUAGGUGCAGCGUUAUAUGCGGGGUCGUAUUUCGGGUCGAAACAUGCUCUUCAGGGCUGGUUUGAUUCUCUACGACCGGAAGUAUACAGUAGGAAUAUAGCUGUCACUUCCGUUUGUCCAGGACCUAUCUAUACGAACAUUUUACAGGACGCUUUAAAAGAAAAAGAAGGGGAGACUUUACAAGGUAGAAUGGACCCCCAUAAAUCCCGGAUGUCCCCAGCGAGAUGCGCUCGGCUAAUGGCUGUAGCUAUUGCUAACCGUUGUGACGAGGCAUGGAUCUCGACAACGCCAGGCCUGGUCUCACUCUACCUAAAUCAGUACUUCCCCCAUACUUUUAAAUGGUGCGUGAAAAUAUUGUCGUCAAAACUAAUGGCAGACAUUGACAAUGAACUGAAUGAAAAGACUGAGUCACGGACCAAACGGAAUGAUUGAAUACAAAAAUAUGUCGGACAUUAAACCAAAGAAUCGAGAAUUAACUUCAUAACCAAAAUAGCUUUGUUUAUAGCGUCAAUCCUCAUCCUGCAGAAAUGAGCAUUUAUUUCUUUGGCCCUAUCCGAAGCCAUGUUUCGUUUAUAGGGUAAUAAAUGACAUCUGCGUUUGUGUGUUUGACCAACAAUGUGAGGAUAUUUUAUGCUACCUACUUCUGUAGUCCAACCUUUUACAUGGGCGUUUAUUGCCUAGCCUCUCAAUACCGACCGUGCCUCUGUACCUAUUGUACAAAGCACUGCCUUUCCUCGCCAAUCCUUAGGAAUGAGAAAUGAGAGAUAUUAUUCACAAAGAGAUCGUAUCAAAUCCUACCAGCGUAAAUGGCAUUAGCUUUUGAAAAGUGAAAUAUAUCAACGCUGCAACAUGAUCGGGUAUUGUUUAGUUAGAACGUUGAGACGUUAAAGUGCACUGAUGGGCCAUGCUAUGGUAAUGAGAGUUAGUGGCAGACGAUAGAUGGUGGGUUGUAUAAUGACCAAACACACAUGUAUUACUUGUAUAUUGUAUUACAGUUGUUGUGAUAAUGUGUGUGUAUGCAUGUGUAUUGUAUAGGUGAUAUAAACGAGUCAAAGAAUGUAAUAUUUGUGUGCAAUAAAUGAACAAAUAUAAAAAAGUCCCUAUUAAUGACAUUUAUUUUAAUAUUUGAUUGAAGCCUUUGUAUUUAUGCUAUUGUAUUAUUUAUUGGUUGUUUACAUAUCGUACUAUAUUGUUGCGUUUACAAUUCAAUCUAACUGUUGUUAUACUAUUAAUAAAUGUAAUUGAACAUA